AUGCCGAGCCAAUCGCGCGACCGAGACCGUCGCGACAGACGAGACCGAGACCGCACACAAGACCACGAACGCGCCCGCCGCCGAGACCGCGACUACGAGCGCGAGCGCGAAUAUAUCCGCGGUCGAUACGAAGAAGUCGAAGGCACGUCGAGCCCCAGUAACGAGCGCAGCGCCAAAUAUCGCUUCCGUGGAGAAUCAGGGUACGAUUCGCAUUCGCAGACGGAGCGUGAUGAGUAUGAUGAAGAGCGCGAGCGGAGGCGGGAACGGAGACGUCGUCGUCGUGAAGAAGAUUUAGCUUAUGGGUCUCCUGUCUCGGAGAGACGACGGGAACGAGGGAGUUCGAGGGCGAAGGAGUCACCUGCUACGUCACCGAGGAAGAGUGCGCGGGAUCGAGAUGGGUACCGACGACGAGAUGAGACUGGUAGUCCGGUGCGGGAACGACGGAAUCGCGAUGCUGAUGUUGAUGCUGAGACUGAGGCGCGGCGACGGAGACGACGGGAGCGUGAGCGGGAACGUGAGCGGCAGCGUGAGAGGGAUAUUGAUGCUGCUGCUGAUGUGCCGGCGCGGAAACAUCGCAGUACGGAAUCAUCGAGCAGUGCUUCGCAUCUGCUGAGUGUGGAUGCUAUGGCUCGUCUGGCAGCUGAACAUGAAGAUAAUGAUCGACGAGAACGGUCUCGAGAUGCCCAUGACGAAGAGGAGUCACGCAGGGAGCGGCGUCGACAGCGCAAAAUGGCAGCUUUAGACGAUGCUGGGAGUCCUGCACUUGGUGCUGAUGUCGCAGAGGGUCGAUCGCGCCACAAAGCCGGAGCUCGAGUAGUCUCAGGCGCCUACCUGGAGGAAGGCCAUAGUUCUGAUGCGCGGGUUCGUCGUCGGGGCGGUGGUGGUCCAGCCAUGGAAGAUCACUGGAAGGAAGAGGACAGCUGGGAGGGCAGCUAUGAUAGCCGGGGUGGACCGCCAGCAUGGAUGUUCUGGUCCAAUUGGUCUAAGAGAAAGCGUAUCAUUCUUGGGGGUUUACUGUUGUUGGUGAUCGUGCUGGCUAUUGCCAUCCCAGUUGGGCUUGUUGUAUCCAAGAAGAAAGACACAGACUCAGGAUCUGGCUCUUCUGGCUCCUCCGAUUCAGAUGAUGCUUUGACUUCCAAUUUGGACAGCAUCAGUCGCGACAGUAUCCCGAGUUAUGCAAAGGGCACAGUGCUAGACCCAUUCACAUGGUACGAGACAAACGGCUUCAAUGUCACAUUCACCAAUGCCACCAUGGGUGGUCUUUCACUCAUGGGACUCAACUCUACCUGGGACGACUCGACGCGGCCAAAUGACAACGUCCCUCCCCUCAACAAGGCGUUCCCGUACGGCACCCAACCCAUUCGCGGAGUGAACAUCGGAGGUUGGCUGUCCAUCGAACCCUUCAUUACGCCAUCCCUGUUUAAGAAAUGGUCAUCUUCUGAUGGAAUUAUCGACGAGUACACCCUGACCAAAAAGCUUGGCAACUCUGCGAAAUCUACCAUCGAGAAGCAUUACGCCGAAUUCAUCACCGAAUCAGACUUUGCAGAGAUCAAAGAAGCCGGACUGGACCACGUUCGCAUUCAAUAUUCCUACUGGGCUAUCACAACCUACGACGAUGACCCGUACGUCGCUAAGAUUGCCUGGCGUUACCUUCUGCGCGCCAUCGAAUGGUCACGUAAGAAUGGACUGCGGGUGAAACUCGACCUCCACGGUCUUCCUGGCAGCCAGAAUGGCUGGAACCACAGUGGCCGCCAAGGCAGCAUUAAUUGGUUGAAUGGUUCAGAUGGGGAGCUCAACCGCAAACGAUCGCUUGAGAUUCACGAUCAACUCUCGCAGUUCUUCGCGCAAGAUAGGUAUAAGAAUGUGGUCACCAUCUACGGUUUGGUCAAUGAGCCUCUGAUGCUGUCUCUUCCAGCUGAAAAGGUUCUGAAUUGGACGCAAGAGGCAGCAGAACUUGUUCGAAAGAACGGCGUCAACGCUACACUUGUCUUGCAUGACGGCUUCCUGAAUCUAGACAAGUGGGACAACAUGUACAAGACUCACCCAGACAACAUGUACUUGGAUACCCACCAGUACACCACUUUCAACACCGGCGAAAUCGUCCUCAACCACACCGCCAAGGUUGAGAUCAUCUGCAACAACUGGUACACCAUGAUCCAGGAGAUCAACGUCACCUCAUCCGGAUGGGGCCCUACUAUGUGCGGCGAAUGGUCUCAAGCAGAUACAGAUUGCGCCCAGUACGUCAAUAAUGUCGGCCGCGGUACACGCUGGGAAGGCACCUAUGACACCAAAGAUUCAACCGCCUACUGCCCAACAGCAGACGACGGAACCUGCAGCUGCGCGAAGACACAAGUCGACCCAUCGCAGUAUUCCGACACAUACAAAAGCUUCCUCCAAACCUACGCCGAGGCCCAGAUGUCCGCCUUCGAGACAGCCAUGGGCUGGUUCUACUGGACCUGGCGAACCGAGUCAGCAGCACAAUGGAGCUACCGCACAGCAUGGAAGAACGGCUUUAUGCCCAAAAAGGCAUAUUCGCCAUCUUUCAAGUGCGGAGACACAGUCCCAGAAUUCUCCGGCAUGCCCGAGUACUACUGA
Molecule: messenger RNA, 2595 nt
Organism: Penicillium brevicompactum
Lineage: Eukaryota; Fungi; Ascomycota; Eurotiomycetes; Eurotiales; Aspergillaceae
Gene: exg2
Product: putative exo-beta-1,3-glucanase
Exons: 3
Coding region: 1-2595 (864 amino acids)
Biological process (GO): glucan catabolic process
Cellular component (GO): cell surface; extracellular region
Molecular function (GO): beta-glucosidase activity
Source: RefSeq, a predicted model, not a curated record